Messenger RNA from Colletotrichum navitas, 444 nucleotides. RefSeq lists its product as uncharacterized. The transcript has 3 exons. NCBI's taxonomy places the organism in Eukaryota, Fungi, Ascomycota, Sordariomycetes, Glomerellales, Glomerellaceae. The record is from RefSeq and is a predicted model, not a curated record. The coding region runs from base 1 to 444 and encodes 147 amino acids.
AUGACAGGUUGCAAUGGAGCCGUCGGAAACUCACCCGAGGAAUUCACCUACGACCAAAACGAGCUCGUCUCAAGGUGGGUCAUCGACGCAGAACAAGAGCCUCCCGAGGCAGAAACCAAGUGGUGGCUUCAUGCGAAAGCUGUCACAUUCCCCGAGUUCUUCAACAAAAACACUGACGACUUGUUGUCACUGGAGCUCGUCCCUAUGCCAGAAGCCGGAAAUCACGGAGCCUGUGUUGCCUACUAUCACAGCGAGGACGCACAGGUCAUGAGAGAUUUGUACAGAAAGCACGGGUGGCCGCAAGCUUUUCCCAGGGAGGAAUUUCGUCAAGCUGCGGCACCCGAUCGUCUGGCUGCUAUACGCAAGAUGUUUCCCAGAUCAGAAUCGGACCCGGAGGAGUUGGAGGCGUUAGAGAAUGAGAUUCUUGAAUCGCAACGCCAGUGA